GACAAAAAGAAGAUAAAACCACGAACGAUCCCAGCGACAAUCAUUCUUUGAAUUUGUCAAUAAAAAAGCGCCCGCAAUCAUGGUUGUAAGCUCUCUGCAUCUUACCGAGGCCGAAAAGAGCUUCUUUCACGAGCACGGAUUCGUGGUGUUGGAUCGAGCGCCGCUGUUACCGGAGAAAGCUCAGAUCGAAGCUUUGCAGACCGCCAUGGCCGCGUGUUUUCGGGGCGACUUUGACACUGGGCUCUACCCCGACGAGUGGCACUGGCGGGAGGGCAUUUCGCGGCCCGACGCCACCCGGGAAAUUUGCAACGCGUGGAAGUCCAACGACACGGUCCGGGACGUGGUUCUGGCGGAAGAGGUGGGCGCGCUCGGUGGGCAGCUGUACGCGCAUUGGAACACCGCCCGAGUGGGCCAGGAUGACUUGGUGUGGAAGCCGCCCCGGUGCGGCGCUGCUGCGGUAUAUGAAUUGCAAAAAUGUCUGGGCGUGGAAGAUUCCAACUUGUCAUGGUAAAUCUGAAACAUGCGAAAAUCUGUGUUGCAUGAGUGCCAAAAGCUGCACACUUUUGACCAAGUUGGAUAGGCAUGGCAGAAACCCAAACCUCGCAGAGUCUGUCAUGCUAAGUCCCGCAUUCCAGACCUCAUGGGUCAUGGAAAAUCUGCAUGACAAGUCUACACUUUUCCAGACCCAGACAUUUUUACAUUUGAUACGGUACUAUGAAAGGCAUGUUUAGAAGUUAGUACAACAGCGCUAGAGCUAGAGGUAGAAGUAAAAAUUUUACGACCUGCUGCUCUUUGUGGUUGUAGUGUGGUGUUGUUUUCCAAGAUGAAAUCAGGCAUGAUGUGCUGAACGCGUCUUUCUCCUGCGUGCUUGUGUUAUGUACGAGAACGUGGGCUCUAUGCAUGCUUAAAGUCGCUGGCAAAGCAAACGAUCGCCAGCCUGAGCUUGUUCCUUGCUCAAUCAAGUUGGCAAGAGUAUGCGUCGAUCAAAAUGAUGCAAUGAAAAUAUCGUGCUAAAAAACAUGGAUGGGAGAACGAGGAGAUCAAUACAUCUCAAACGCUGCCGCGUGAGGGCGAACUAGCUUUGCUCACUACAGUUCAAAAGACAACAAAGCUCGUGUCUUUUAUUCGCCGUAGUUCCUGUGAUACGCGUGUUGGCGGCCGAAAGUGAAUCUGCGGCACCGUAUAACUGACGCUGUCCCUACUUAACAGGAUAGAAUUAGAAUUGAACUCGGAGAUACAAAAAUGAUUUUCACAAUUCAAAGAAAACAUCAAGGGCACGAGCAGCCGCAUAGCAGCGCAGAGGCAGAAGUACUUACUAAGCGUUGUUCCAUACUCUGGCUACCAUGUGGAUUCGGACUACAUAUCCACCCAGUUUGUGGAAGACAGCAAAGGGGCGCGGAGCAACAGCAUUACCGUCUGGAUCCCGCUCGAUGACGCGGACGAUAUCACACAGAAAAAAGCUGGCAGGGCAUAUUUGUAAUGCAAAAAUAGAUACGCAAAAAAGAAAAAGUCUGCGCAUUUAUUUUUGCAUUACAGAUAUGCCCUGCCAGCUUUUUUCUCUGGGAUAGACGAGGAGAACGGCGUACUGGAGUUCGUCGCCGGCUUAUCGCAAGAAAGAAGUGUCACAGUUACACAGUGUGUUGCAGGCCAAGCAAGACAGACAAGCUCUGUCAUGCCGGAUAUGCAUAGGAGCCUCGUUUCAUAGGUGUUUUCCCGUAGGAUUUCUGCAUAAUGCAGAGAAAUUUGUGUUGCUGAAUUCACUACAAAUGUGUAACUGUAACACUUUUUUCGUGGAAUACGGCUCGCACAAACCUGCGGUCCGGGAGCGGCUGCGUACGUCCACCGACUUCCACGGAGCGGCGGACCAGCACUUCCGGCUCACGGAGCAGCGGCUGGAGCAGGUGCGGGUGGAGCUCGCCGCGGAUAUAACCCGCUCAGGUGUUACAAUCUCAACCGAUACAAUAGAAUAUGGACAUCUGUGAUGCAAGACUGCAUGAUCUAGCCAAUUCUCAUAGGAUUGCGCGUGACAGGUUCCGGAGCACCAAACCCCACUACAAUCAGGCGAAAUGUGUACUGCAAAAAGUGGAACACUUUGCGAGUCUGUCAUGCUCAUCAUGCAAGACAAAUCUCAGAUUCUAUUGUAACGUUUGAGAUUGUAACGUUUGAGCAGGUCAUAGCGGAGGGCCGGCUCGUCGAGUCGUCCCGCCUUCUGGAGAUUGUCCGUCCCCGCGUGCUAUCAUUUGCAAAUAUGUCUGGGUCUGAAAGAUUGCGAGAUUUGUCAUGCAAAUCGUGGACCAGGACAAUGGUCUGGAAUGCACACAGAAGCAUCACAGAUUUUGCGAGACCUUCUUGAUGCCUACCCUGCGUGAGAAAUCGAGCUAUUUCGUAGCCAAAGUGGGCAACUUUUGGGGUUCAUGCAAGACAAUUUUUUUUGCGGUCGGGACUCUGCAUGACAAGCUGCGCGACCCGUCCAGACCCAGACAUAUUUGCAAUGUAUAGGUGCCGGCGGGUUGCUGCUCGAUCCACCACCAGGACACAUUGCACGGGUCCCGCGGAAAUCAGUCGGACCGGCACCGCCGCGCACUGGUGGUGCACUUGAUCGACGGGGCGGUGCGCUUCGUGGACAAGCCCACCUACAUCUACGGACGGUACAAGCUGCGAGACUCAAACGAGCUGCGCGAGGAAUUCUUUCCCACCACCUGGCGACGCGAGGGUUGAGAAUAUUAAACUGGUGCGCUUUAAUAUGGGGUAGUAGAAGAAGUGCCCGAAGGAGCUCGCUGCACCCGCCGAGCCCAUGA
Molecule: messenger RNA, 2798 nt
Organism: Amoebophrya sp. A120
Lineage: Eukaryota; Dinophyceae; Syndiniales; Amoebophryaceae
Source: the annotation of a GenBank genome assembly